This is a messenger RNA of Eimeria mitis, 894 nucleotides long. RefSeq lists its product as uncharacterized. The record is from RefSeq and is a predicted model, not a curated record. Lineage: Eukaryota; Apicomplexa; Conoidasida; Eucoccidiorida; Eimeriidae. The coding region runs from base 1 to 894 and encodes 297 amino acids. The transcript is spliced from 4 exons.
AUGGAGUAUAUAGACGGCGUAAAAAUAACAGACAAAGAGGGGCUGAUGAGACACGGCAUCUGCUGCUUCUGCUGCUGCAGCAACUGCAGCAGCAGCAGCAGCAGCAGCAGCAGCAGCAGCAGUAGGUGCAGCAGCAGCAGAAACAAACUUAUAAACCUUAUUCUUACUGCUUUUAGUGAUAUGCUGCUGCUGCAUGGAUUCGUUCAUUGCGACCCACACCCAGGCAACCUACUCGUACGCAAAAUACCCAAAAAGCAGCAGCAGCAGCAGCAGCAGCAGCAGCAGCAGCAGCAAGAGGAACAGCACCAGCAGCAGCAGCAGCAGCAGCAACAGCAGCAGCAGCAGCAGCAGCAGGACUGCUGCUGCAUGGAUUCGUUCAUUGCGACCCACACCCAGGCAACCUACUCGUACGCAAAAUACCCAAGAAGCAGCAGCAGCAGCAGCAGCAGCAGCAGCAGCAGCAGCAGCAGCAGCAGCAGCAAGAGGAACAGCACCAGCAGCAGCAGCAGCAGACUGCAUGGAUUCGUUCAUUGCGACCCACACCCAGGCAACCUACUCGUACGCAAAAUACCCAAAAAGCACCAGCAGCAGCAGCAGCAGCAGCAGCAGCAGCAGCAGCAGCAAGAGGAACACCAGCAGCACCAGCAGCAGCAGCAGCAGCAGCAGCAGCAGCAGCAGCAGCAGCAGCAGGGAGGAGUUGAAAAGGGCCCGCAAGAUGCAACGCGUUGCGUCUGUCCUUUCCGCAACCACAACAGCAGCAGCAACAGCAGCAGCAGCAGCAGCAGCAGCAGCAGCAGGGAUGAUGAUGAGUUGCAGCUAGUGAUCCUCGACCACGGUAUGUACAGGAGACUGUCUCCUUCUUUUCGUUUGUCUUUUGCAGCAGGGAGGAGUUGA